This is a messenger RNA of Ceraceosorus guamensis, 1157 nucleotides long. RefSeq names its product putative YMC1-protein of the mitochondrial carrier family. The coding region runs from base 178 to 1119 and encodes 313 amino acids. The transcript is spliced from 6 exons. NCBI's taxonomy places the organism in Eukaryota, Fungi, Basidiomycota, Exobasidiomycetes, Ceraceosorales, Ceraceosoraceae. Gene Ontology annotation, biological process: mitochondrial L-ornithine transmembrane transport. The record is from RefSeq and is a predicted model, not a curated record. Gene Ontology annotation, molecular function: L-ornithine transmembrane transporter activity.
CCCAGCUCCCUCAGCAGAGUUAGCGCCAAUAUCAAACAAGCGCGACUAGACGAAUGCGACAGCGGCAGCUAGACCAAGCCUCCUGCUUCUUCCGGACUUGCAGUACAACUUCGUGCCACACCCAUAGCGCUCUGACUGAAACUCCUCGAAAGCGAACUUGAGGUCAGGUCCUGCAAGAUGUCCUCUUCGCCUUAUCCGGUCAAAGCCAAAGAAGGCGUCAUUCCCCGAUCGACCAAGGAUGUCUUGUCAGGCACAGCAGGAGGCAUAGCUCAAGUGCUAGUGGGUCAGCCUCUAGACAUUGUCAAGGUCAGAUUACAAACCUCUCCGCCCGGCACCUUUACCGGCAUGGCAGAUUGCGCCAGGCAAUUGGUCAAGCACGAAGGACCCUUGGCUUUCUACAAGGGUACCCUCACCCCUUUGCUCGGGGUCGGGCUUUGCGUCAGCAUACAAUUCGGAGUGUUUGAGCGCAUGAAGAGGGAGUUUCAGGCUAUCAAUGCCAAGAAAUUCGGUGAUCAGAGCUACUUGAACAAGGGACUUUCAUCCUCGCAGCUCUACCUCGCUGGAAGCGCUGCUGGUCUAUCCAACGCCGUCGUAGCAGGCCCCGUCGAGCAGAUCCGUAUCCGUCUUCAAACGCAAAAGAACAAUCAAUUCAAGGGUCCGCUCGACUGCGCGAGGCAGAUCAUCCGAGCCAGUGGAGUAUCGGGCAUCUUCAGAGGCAUGAUCCCGACCUUUGCCAGAGAAGGUCACGGUAUGGGCUGCUACUUUCUGACGUACGAGUACUUGGUGCAACAAUUGCUGGCCAAAACGGGCAAGACCAGAUCAGAGAUGCCUGCCAUCUAUGCAGUGCUGUUCGGAGCUAGUAGCGGUCUGGCAGUCUGGCUUUCUGCCUACCCAUUCGACAUCAUCAAGUCUCGUCUGCAAACCGACGCCAUCCAUCCCAAAGAGCGAGCAUACAAGGGAGUGAUGGACUGCGCACAGGCCAUCUACAGACAAAACGGCAUCAAGGGCUUCUUUAGAGGUUUGACACCCACGCUCGUCAGAGCCCCCUUUAGCAAUUCUGCCACCUUCUUGGCAGUCGAGUGGGCGGCAAGAAAUUUGGAGCCGUAUGUGAAGAAUUAAAGUCACGAGUGGAAAAGAUGGGCAUUGCUCCCCCCCCC